CUGAUUCGAUGUUUGGAAAAUCGUCAUCGCGUUUGCCUUCGGUCUCACCUCUCACGGCAACCACAUCAUCACAAUGCAACGCUGGCGUGUGCGAGCCGGAAUAGGGGCUCAGGGGUAAGGGUCAGCACACACUCCCCUUUACUAAUCGGGCUCGAUGCAUCUACGGGUGCAACCAGCAUGGCAAUCAUGGAAAAUUCUUGACGCCAGUUGGUAGCAAACACGGGUGUCGCAGUGUCACUGUCAUCCCAUCCACGUAUCUGCUUAAACAUCACCCACCAGUAUAAGUUGACCUCUGAGCACGCCAUCAUCUACUAUCACCAUCAUCAAAGACAGUUCAAGACUGCUACAUCAUCGCCACCACCACCACCACAAUGCAUCUCCACCCAACCAUCCCGCUUGUCGUCUUCCUGGCUCGGGCCUCGGCCCAGGUUCACAGGAUGGAGUUCGCCGACUCCUCCUCCCCCUCCAUGCGCUCGCUGGCCGCCGAGUGCCCUGCAACAGCUGAGAUGCCCAAGUGCGCCAUCAGCUGCAUCGACACGGCCGCGUCCUCCAACGGCUGCCCAACCGCCUCCGACCUCACCUGCCAGUGCAACAACUGGGCCGCCAUCCAGCAAGCCGCCGCCCCCUGCGUCAUCGCCGCCUGCGCGGCAAAAGCCCCCGAUGUCCUCUCCGUCGCGAGCGAGAUCUGCUCCCAGUGCGCCGGCGUCCCGGUCGCCCAGACCAUGAACGGGGAGGCGAACUUGCAGUGGGCGGCUGCUCAGCCUACGGGGAAGGCGUCGGUUCGUCGUAGUCAGGAGGGCCAGCUUCGCGAUUGGGAGGAUCUCUGGGUGGAUGAGGAAGGGAAGGGGUGGGUGACCUUGCCGAGGAGGGCUGUCGUUGGUGCCGUGGCCAAGGAGACGGGACGGCCGGUGGUGCCGAGGGAGGUUUUGGAGCAAGACGGAGACAGGAAGAUGCUGGCCCGGGCUGACCGCAAGCCGUUGGGACCGAUCGACGUCAACUCCCUUGACCUUUCAGAAACGGGUCCCGAGCUCCCUGACUUUGGGUCUGGCAAGUCAACGGACCCUAAGGAGCCUGACUUUGGCACUGACGGGGCCCUCUCUUUCCACUCCGAGGGCCCGGAGCUUCCUGACUUCUGGUCGGACGAGUCCCAGGGCCCCGAGCUGCCCGGCUUUGGGUCUGAAAAGUCCAAGGGUCCCGAGCUGGCCGACUUUGGCGGCGAGCCCACUGAGCUUCACCCUUGCUGGCCAGCAGGCUACCGGGGCUCUGGAAGCUUGCGGUCAUGUGAUGAUUUGCCCGACCACGACGGUGACAGCCUUGGCGGAGCUGAGGAGAAGGAUUUCGACCGGACGAGAUCCCGCACGUGGAAGAGAAAGACUGAUCUUGUUUAUGAAAAGGAGGAGCAGGAGAGGUUGAGGCACUUGAAGGAUAUGAAGGAGCAGGAGAAGCAGGGUGAGCAGAUGAAGUGGACGUGGUAGAACGCAAACAGGAAUGCCUCCACUGAGGGAGGUGGGUGCAAGAAGGACUGAAAAGAAGGAUUUAGAUUGAUGAUGGUGAUGGUAUCAUUAAAUUCAUGCUGAUCGCUC
Messenger RNA from Podospora bellae-mahoneyi, 1583 nucleotides. RefSeq lists its product as uncharacterized. NCBI's taxonomy places the organism in Eukaryota, Fungi, Ascomycota, Sordariomycetes, Sordariales, Podosporaceae. Bases 372 to 1475 code for a protein of 367 amino acids. The record is from RefSeq and is a predicted model, not a curated record. The transcript is spliced from 2 exons.